This is a messenger RNA of Dunckerocampus dactyliophorus (ringed pipefish), 5422 nucleotides long. It is a transcript of the gene dennd5a, whose product is annotated as DENN/MADD domain containing 5A. NCBI's taxonomy places the organism in Eukaryota, Metazoa, Chordata, Actinopteri, Syngnathiformes, Syngnathidae. The transcript has 24 exons. The coding region runs from base 163 to 4161 and encodes 1332 amino acids. The record is from RefSeq and is a predicted model, not a curated record. Gene Ontology annotation, molecular function: guanyl-nucleotide exchange factor activity; small GTPase binding.
UUGAGUAAAAUACUAGCUGCUGAGCUCGUCCAUUGGGUUGAGAUUUUGUGCUUCCAAAGAAGAGCAGUAGGUAUCAUCCGUGAUGGCAGACAGAAAACACUUCUCCUUCACCUAAUAUGCUCCCUGUUGCGGGGAAAAGGGAGCCACCGGACCAGUCUCAAAAUGACCACCGGAAUCAGCCCCGUCUCCUGUCGGUUCGCAGAUUAUUUUGUGGUCUGCGGACUGGACACCGAAAGCGGGCUGGAACCAGACGAACUCUCCGCUUUAUGCCAGUAUAUAGAGGCUACUAAAUUCAGAGAUGGGGCCAGAGGAAAAUUGGCGGGGGCAAAUGAAGGUGAGAAUUUUGAGCAGAGUCCCCUACGGAGAACCUUUAAAUCCAAAGUUCUUGCACAUUACCCUGACAAUGUUGAGUGGAAUCCAUUCGACCAAGAUGCAGUUGGCAUGCUCUGCAUGCCGAAGGGUCUGGCUUUUAGAACACAAGUGGACUCUCGGGAACCACAGUUUCACUCCUUUAUCAUCACCCGAGAGGAUGGCUCCCGGACCUACGGAUUUGCUCUCACCUUCUUUGAAGAGGUGACCAGUAAGCAGAUCUGCAGCGCGAUGCAAACUCUUUACCACAUGCACAAUGCAGAGCAGUACGACAUCUUGCAUACAGCCACCUCCCCUCGCGGACCUGAGGAGCCGCCACGACUCCACCACUCCCAGCCUCGGCCCGUCCUCCACGCCGCACCUGCCAUCUCCCGUCUGCAACGUUUCAAUUCGUACGACAUCAGCCGAGACACACUCUUUGUGUCAAAGUGCAUCUGCAUGAUAACACCCAUGGCCUUUGCCCAGGCCUGCAGGAAGGUGCUGCAGCAGCUUCACCAGGCAGUUACCUCACCCCAUCCCCCACCCCUCCCGCUGGAGAGCUACAUCUACAACAUCCUCUAUGAGGUGCCCCUGCCACCUUCCGGACGAUCCCUAAAGUUCUCAGGUGUCUAUGGGCCUGUGGUGUGCCAGAGGCCGAGCACGUCAGAACUGCCACUCUUUGACUUUGCGAUUCGUGAAGUAAUCAACCUGCUGGGUGUGGAGAACGUUCUUCAGCUGUUCACCUGUGCACUGCUGGAGAUGCAGAUACUGCUCUACUCACAGCAUUACCAAAGGCUGAUGACUGUAGCGGAGAGCAUCACGGCCUUAAUGUUCCCCUUCCAGUGGCAGCAUGUGUAUGUUCCUAUUCUCCCUGCCUCUCUCCUCCACUUCCUGGAUGCACCUGUGCCGUAUCUCAUGGGCCUGCACUCCAAUGGACAGGAUGACCGCACCAAGCUAGAGUUGCCACAGGAGGCCAACUUGUGUUUUGUGGACAUCGACAACCACUUUAUAGAACUUCCAGAAGAAUUGCCGCAAUUUCCCAACAAACUGGAGUUCAUACAAGAGAUCUCCGAGGUGCUCAUGUCUUUUGGUGUCACGCCAGAAGGAACCCUCGAUUCUGACUCUGACGCAGACACCCAAGUCAAGCACAGUGGCUUGCGAUCGGUUGAUGUGGUCUCUGACAAACGCAACGGCAACCUGGCCUCGCCCCUCAACUCCUACCUGCUGAGGGAGAAUGAAACCAUUGCCAGACUGCAGGCUCUGGUGAAGAGGACAGGUGUCAGUCUGGAGAAGCUGGAGGUGAGAGAGGACGCCGGCGGAAAUAAGGAUUCACGUUUUCAUUGUGAUGAAGAGGAGCUGAAGAUGCACCAGCUCAACAUCCAGGUGCGCGAGGUGUUUGCCAACCGCUUCACUCAGAUGUUUGCCGACUACGAGGUGUUUGUGAUCCAGCCGAGUCAAGACAAGGAGUCCUGGUUCACCAAUCGAGACCAGAUGCAGAACUUUGAUAAGGCCUCCUUCCUGUCCGACCAGCCAGAGCCCUACCUGCCUUUUCUAUCUCGCUUCCUAGAGACACAGAUGUUUGCCUCCUUCAUCGACAGCAAGAUCCUCUGCCAUGAUGAUGAGGACAAGGAGCACACGCUGAGGGUGUUUGACACCCGUGUCGAUAAAGUUAGGAUGCUGAAUGUCCGCACACCCACUCUGCGCACCUCUAUGUACCAGAAAUGUACAAACAUCGAAGACUCUGAGAAGGCCAUUGAGAUGAGAGUGAUGAAGAUCGACCACACAGCCCUGCACCCCCACCUUCUGGACAUGAAGAUUGGUCAGGGACGUUACGAACAAGGCUUCUUCCCACGACUGCAGUCUGAUGUGCUCUCCUCUGGGCCCACUAGUAACAAGUGGGCCAAGAGGAGCGCUCCUGCCCAGUGGAGGAGGCGGGAUCGCCAGAAGCAGCACGCAGAGCACCUUUAUUUAGAUAAUGACCAGAGAGAGCAUGUAGAGUGUUUGUUUCCGGAGCUGCAGCUCCUGCUGUUUCUUGACUACUACUGGCACUUGCAGUCCUUCAAGCCCUGUCUAAAGUCGGUGACUGUGGAUGUGAAAUACAUCCAAGAGGCGCGGAACUUGGGCACAACCAUUAGACAGCCCAAACUGUCCAACCUGUCACCUUCCGUCAUCGCUCAAACAAACUGGAAGUUCGUUGAGGGGUUGCUAAAAGAGUGCAAGAACAAGACCAAACGCAUGCUUGUGGAGAAGAUGGGUCGGGAGGCAGUGGAGUUGGGUCAUGUGGAGGUCAGCAUUACUGGUGUGGAGGAGAACACUUUGAUUGCCAGUCUGUGUGACUUGUUGGAGAGGAUCUGGAGCCAUGGGCUACAGGUUAAACAGGGUAAAUCUGCCCUGUGGUCCCACUUGCUUCAUUACCAGGAAAGCAAAGAGAAGAAGAGUGCAACACCAGCUGGUUUAGGACCUCCAGGUUUUAUCCAUGACCCUGAAAGACGCAAAUCUGAUGGGGGUGGGUCUGCAAUGCCACCUCUUAAAGUAUCCUUGAUCCAGGACAUGAGACACAUUCAAAACAUAAGUGAGAUCAAGACUGAUGUGGGCAAGGCCAGAGCUUGGGUUCGCCUCUCCAUGGAGAAGAAGUUGCUCUCCAGACACCUGAAGCAGCUGUUGUCUGACCUCGAGCUUACAAAGAAACUGUACAAGCGAUAUGCAUUCCUGCGCUGUGAUGAUGAGAAAGAGCAGUUUCUCUACCAUCUCUUGUCCUUCAAUGCAGUAGACUACUUCUGUUUCACCAAUGUCUUCACCACCAUCAUGAUCCCAUAUCAUGUGGUAGUGGUUCCCAGUAGGAAGCUGGGUGGCUCCAUGUUUACAGCCAAUCCAUGGGUGUGUGUGUCAGGUGAACUGGCAGAGACGGGCGUUCUGCAGGUGCCGAGGAACACUCAGGAGAUUACUUUUGAGUGCCAGAACCUGGGUAAGCUGACCACAGUGCAGAUGGGCCACGACAACACAGGUCUCUAUGCUAAGUGGUUGGUGGAGUGUGUUAUGGUCCGCAAUGAAAUCACAGGGCACACAUACAAAUUUCCAUGUGGCCGGUGGCUGGGUAAGGGCGUGGAUGAUGGCAGCCUGGAGAGAAUCCUGGUAGGAGAGUUGAUGACGCCCUGCACAGAGAACGAUGAAAAGAUGUGUCGCACACCGCCGAUGCAGCAGUCUCCAGGGAUGAUGAGGAGAUUUGUUACCAUCUCGCCAAACAGCAAGCCAAAGUUAAACACAGGUCAGAUCCAGGAGGGAGUGGGAGAGGCCAUCAAUGGGAUCGUGAAGCACUUCCACAAACCGGAGAAGGAGAGAGGCAGUUUGACUCUUCUCCUUUGUGGGGAAUUUGGCCUCGUCUGGGCUCUGGAGCAGGUGUUCCAGCACGGGUUCAAAUCACCUCGCCUCUUUAAAAAUGUCUUCAUCUGGGAUUUUUUGGAAAAGGCACAAGUGUACUUUGAAAGCGCCGAGCAACAGGAGGUGAAUCCGGAUGAAAACUGGCAAAGCAGAGUGCGCCACUUCUGCCGCUUCAUGCGCGCCAUCAACAACACAUCGCGAAACAUCGGCAAGGACGGAAAGUUCCAGAUGCUCAUUUGUCUGGGUGCAAGGGACCACUUGCUGCAUCACUGGAUUGCGCUGCUGGCAGAUUGUCCAAUCACUGCUCAGAUGUAUGAGGAAGCCGCACUGAUCAAGGACCGCUCACUGGUAAACUCUCUGAUCCGAGUGCUUCAGACUCUGCAGGAGUUCAACAUCACCCUGGAGGCAUCGCUCAUCAAAGGUGUCGGCAUCUAAACCAAACCAUCUCCACGGAUGAGCACAGCCGUAACAAUUAAGUAAACCUUUUAUAUGCAGGAACAGACUCUUAAAAGACAACAUAUUUUGGCUUAUGUUAAAGAUGCUGUUACAUUUGCCAUAUACUGUAUUAAGUGCAAUGAGCCUUUUCAAAUCUGUUGUUUUUAUCCUCAAUGAUGUGGUCAUGUUUCAAACAUGUUUUCUAUUCUGAACCAUGUUUUUCCACAUGAUUGACAAUGACCUUCUUGUGCUAUAAUGUUUUAUCAAAAGCUUAAUAUUUUGAUUGUUAGAGUGAACGUCAGACUAUGGCUAUAUUUAAGGGAAUGAGGGGGUUCAGAACUGUUAAUAUAUUUUAUCAGAGAAAAACAGUGUUAUUUUGUAAAAUCUGUCAAGUUGCUUGCUCUGUUGUCAACUCAGAUUCCAAAGUCAUAAUGCAGAGCUUAAAGCAAAUGUAGAGGUAUGCUUUAUAAGUAUGUAUAUGACUGGGUGGGAGAGUUGAACUGUGGAAUCUACAAAGGAAUUCAAAGGCUGUUUACAUUACAACCUUUUCUUAGGAAAUGUAUGCAGAUAUUUUAUGUGAAAGACCUUUGUACCUUCAGUGCAGAAAAGGGUCCUUCUUGCAUGAUAAUGACACUGUAUCCCAGGAUGGAAAAUAUCUUAGAUGGGAUCAAAAAAAUCUCCCCCUGGUGAGUUAUUGGUUUGUGCUGCAAUUCCUCAAGAGAUGUGUGAUCCAGCUUUCUGUGCAAAUAUGUUCAGAACAACAGCCUUGAUGUAAAUACAUCCAGUCAGCCCUUCCUCAACCGUCAUCCAAGCCUUUUUGCUACUCCUGUCAGUGUGGGACAUGACUCCUCAUGAUAAAGGAAGCUUGUCUGCUGUAGUAAUCCAAAAUGACUGCUUUUAUUGGCCCCCACCUCAUUUUGUUGUAACUGUUUUUUGCUAUGCAAUUUCCUCAGCAGAAAUUGUCCCCCCCUCCCCGCCCUGCAAAGCCUUCAUCAAGGUCACUUGAGGCCAUAUCUCUCGCAAUGAGCUUGACUGCACGGAGGAAGAGAUUUGAUAAUUGAAGGACUUCGUUAUCUGUGCCAACGGUGUCUGGAAUGAACUCUUUCUGUGUGUGACUCGUACAUGAGCAGCUUGCAAGAUAUAUAUUUUUGUUUUCCAAAACUGUACAUUUAUUGAAAUAGCUGUGUAAUGUAGUGUUUACUAAGUAAGAGAGACCUUGUACAGUGUAAAAAUAUGUCAAGAAUAAAACAUCUGUAAUGCA